Molecule: messenger RNA, 945 nt
Organism: Neogale vison (American mink)
Lineage: Eukaryota; Metazoa; Chordata; Mammalia; Carnivora; Mustelidae
Product: olfactory receptor 1052
Exons: 1
Coding region: 7-945 (312 amino acids)
Biological process (GO): sensory perception of smell; G protein-coupled receptor signaling pathway
Cellular component (GO): membrane
Molecular function (GO): G protein-coupled receptor activity; olfactory receptor activity; odorant binding
Source: RefSeq, a predicted model, not a curated record
UACCAAAUGGCAGAAAAGAAUUUCACAGCUGUUACUGAAUUCAAUCUUUUGGGACUGACAGACCGUGCUGACCUGAAAAUUAUAUUUUUUGUGUUGUUCUUGGUGAUUUAUGCCAUUACCUUGGUGGGGAAUCUGGGCAUGAUCUUCAUAAUCCAAAUCACUCCCAAGCUCCACACACCCAUGUACUUUUUCCUCAGCUGCCUCUCAUUUGUAGAUGCCUGCUAUUCAUCUGUUAUCGCACCAAAAAUGCUGAUCAGCUUCUGGGUUGUGAGGGAAACCAUCUCAUUCUCUGCCUGCAUAGUGCAACAUUUGUGUUUUGGGGUGUUUAUCACCGCAGAAGGCUUCUUGUUGUCAGUGAUGGCCUAUGACCGUUAUGUGGCCAUUGUCAACCCUUUGCUUUACAAUGUAGUCAUGUCUAAGAGGAAGUGUGUAGGGAUGGUCAUUGGGUCAUUCAUAGGUGGAAUGAUUAACUCAUUGACACACACAAUAAGCUUGGGCAGACUGUCUUUUUGUGGGUCCAAUGUUGUCAGCCACUUCUUCUGUGACGUUCCCCCACUCCUAAAGCUGUCAUGUUCUGAUACUUCCAUGAACGAAUUGUUGCUCUUAACCUUCUCUGGAGUCAUUGCCAUGGCCACCUUCUUGAUUGUGAUCAUUUCCUACAUGUUCAUUGUUUUUGCUAUCCUGAAGAUCCGAUCAGCAGCAGGCAGACAGAAAGUUUUCUCCACCUGUGCCUCCCACCUGACUGCUGUGACCAUAUUCUAUGGUACCUUAAGCUUUAGUUACAUACAGUCAAGUUCCCAGUAUUCCGUAGAACAGGAGAAGGUGGUUUCUGUGUUCUAUACACUAGUGAUUCCCAUGUUAAACCCACUUAUUUACAGUCUGAGAAACAAAGAGGUAAAGGGUGCCGUGGGAAGGGCCAUAGAAAUAAAACAUUUCUCCUGUUAA